CCCCGGGCUGACGUCACUUCCCUUACAUCCCAUAUCGGGGCAAGGGAAGCGGUCCGGUGCGGGGACAGGGACAUAUUUCCACUUCUCACCCCUUAUUUUAGCCUUUUCUACUGCUGGUGGCGGUCUAGUUGGGAAUCUAGGACUCAGAUACACAAGGUGUAAGGAUGGGGUGUUUAUAUCUACUACUGGUGCUGGGGGUGGUGGCAGCAGCAACUGCUCAGGAUGUGAACCGCUGUAUAGCCAAGAAGCCACGGAACUGCGGGGAGUGUAUCAUUAUUGGACCGGAGUGUGGCUGGUGUAAACAAGAGUCUUACGACAACACCCGUCGGUGUGACCAGUACCAGAGCCUGCUGGAUGGAGGAUGUCCCAGGGACAUGAUCGUGUACCCACGCAGCAAACUCACCAUCAUCAAGGAUGAGUUUCUCAGCACAGCCUACCAGCUGAAACCACAGGAGGUCACCAUCAAGAUCAGAGCAGGUGAACCCUACACAUUCCGCGCUGCGUUCCGGCAGGCGGAGGACUAUCCCGUGGACCUGUACUACCUCAUGGACAUGUCCAAGUCCAUGGAGGAUGAUCUGCAGAGUCUACGGGCACUCGGAGAUACGCUAGCUGAAGAGAUGCAGAUGAUCACCAAGAACUUCCGGAUCGGUUUUGGGUCGUUUGUGGACAAAACUGUCAUGCCUUACGUCAGCACUGUGCCAAAGAAACUGCUGGAGCCGUGCAGCGGUUGCGCCGCGCCGUUCGGCUACAAGAACGUGUUGCCGCUGACGACGAGGACCAACAUGUUCACCCAGGAGCUCAACCUGCAGGAGAUCUCCGGCAACCUGGAUGCUCCGGAGGGGGGCUUCGACGCCAUGAUGCAGGCAGCUGUCUGUACGGGGGAGAUCGGCUGGAGGAACGGCUCCACGCAUCUUCUUGUGUUUUCCACCGACUCAUCUUUCCACUACGCCGGCGACGGGAAGCUGGGCGGGAUCGUCACGCCUAACGACGGGAGGUGUCACCUUGAUGACGACAUGAUGUACACAUUCAGCAACUACCUGGACUAUCCUUCAGUUGGCCACCUACAGAGGAAACUGAAGGAACACAGGAUUCGGCCCAUCUUUGCUGUCACUGCUGACCAGGCCUCUGUCUAUGGGAACCUGAGUGAUCUGAUUGAGGGGUCCGUAGUGGGAACACUGGCUGGUGACUCCUCCAAUGUGGUGGAUCUGAUCAAGAGUGCUUAUGAGGAGCUUAGGUCCACUGUGGAGCUGAAGACAGAAGACGUGCCCAAUAAUGUGACCCUGAAGUUCAGGUCCGUCUGUCUGAACAACGAGACGUUUGAUGGGGCAAAGUGCAGCAACCUGCAAGUGGGAGACACGGUUUAUUUUGACAUCACAGUUGUGACAGAAGGAUGUCCCUCCAGAAGGCCAAAGACGUUCACAGUGUACCCUGUAGGCUUCCAGGAGGAGCUACUGGUCAAGCUGGACUUCAUCUGCGACUGUGGCUGCCAGGCUGACGGAAUUGUUGCCAGCCCAUUGUGCUCGGACGGAAAUGGAAUAUUUGAAUGUGGAGCUUGCAACUGUAAUGCUGGCAGGUACGGCCCUCAGUGUGAAUGCACGAUAGACGAUAACGAGGCCUCAGACUUCGACGCGACCUGCCGCCAGGCGAACUCUUCGGUGAUCUGCUCGGGGCGUGGGGAAUGCAUCUGCGGGGAGUGCGUGUGCUUCCCUAGGGACAACCCCCGGGAGAAGGUGUAUGGGCCGUUCUGCGAGUGCGACAACUUCUCCUGUGACAGAUACGAGGGACUCAUCUGUGGAGGCCGUGGUGUGUGUAACUGCGGAGUAUGUGAGUGUACUGCAGAAUGGGAGGGCAGUGCCUGUCAGUGUCCAGCAGGGAACAGCACCUGUGUCGCCACCAAUGGCCUCCUGUGUAACGACCAGGGCUUAUGUGAGUGUGGCAUCUGUAACUGCUUUGCUUCCAGCCUCUAUAGAGGACCCACCUGUGAAGAAUGCCCGACGUGUCCCGGCCAGUGUGAGCUGCUGAGGCCGUGUGUCCAGUGUGAGGCCUUCGGGACAGGAGAGCUGGACGAAGACGAGUGUAAGCUGUGUGAUCCUAAGGCCAUCAUUGUGGACGAACUCAAACAAGGAGACGAAGUAACCCGCUGUGUCUUUAAGGAUGAGGACGACUGUUCCUUCAUCUUCACCUACGGCAACGGGCUGGACGGGAACAUGGAGAUAGAGGUGCAGAGGACUAAGGUGUGUCCUGAGGAAGUGAACAUCCUGGCCAUUAUCCUGGGAGUGAUCGGAGGUAUCCUGGGUAUCGGUCUGGCGCUGCUGCUCAUCUGGAAACUCCUCAUGACCAUCCACGAUCGCCGAGAGUUCGCCAAGUUCGAGAAGGAGAGGAUGAACGCCAAGUGGGACACGGGAGAGAACCCUAUCUACAAACAGGCAACAUCAACAUUCAAGAACCCAACAUACGGAGGAAAGUAAAACAUUUUUCAGCGAGGGUCCGCCACGGAAAACUGUACAUCUGAUCGUCUUCCUGUCAUACAAAGAAGCCUCACAGGUGCCUGAAAUAAAAAAAUAACUUCUCUGAAGUUUGGUCUUCAACCAUGGCCAAUGUACAGGUUGCAUAGUAGUCAGAUGACAUCUUUGUUAGGGAGGCCAAAACUCAAUAUUCUUGCCAAUUGAAAUACAAACAUGUUUUCCACAAGUUUUCCUUUGAGUUACUUACUUACUAUGGUACACAAGAAUUUGACUUGAGGCCAAAUUAUGGCAUUUUUUAUAUCACCAAAAACUUCAUGGUGCUGGCAUUGUUGUCUCCACUAUUGGUAUUUUUCUGUCAACUUCUCAUCAAAAAUGUUUGUGUGUGCCAAGUAAUAAUUAAAGUCAAUACUACAUUUGCACAAAGCCACCUUUAUUUUUGAGAAAUAUUACUACUGCAGUUUGAUUUUUUUCAUUUUAAUUACAUCGUUAUUUUUAGUGCCAAAGUUGCUGCCAAUGAUGUGUUGUAACAAACACUAUUUGAGGAUUUUGAAAACAUCUGAUAUACAAAAACUGCUCAAGAAAAACAUGAUAAUUAUAUCCUGUGCAAUUUUUUAUGAAGAUGAAAGCAUGUUGCUAGUUUGGAAAUUCUUCCUGAGUAUCUAGAUCUUCCAGAUCAAGAAGUGUGCGAUUUGAAGACAAAAUCCCUACCAAAAAAAAAUAGAUUUUGAAAUCCUCAUUAUAUUUAGUUUUAGGCUGUGUUUUAAACGUGAAGCUGAAGCAUUAGGGCGUAGCCUAGGUUUUGUACAUGGUUUUACAAGUUUCACUAUGCAAUAAUGUGCAAAAGUUUUGCGACGUCUGUGGUUUUUGUAUGAAUUUUUGUACAUAGUGCAGUUAAGUACCUUUAUAGAAAGAAUUAUGUAGACCCCCAAGCCUUUGUAGAGAUUUUGGAUGAAAUCUUGAAAAGAAAUAUGUCUCAAGAGAUGAGAUGUUCAAGUUAGAGAGAGUCUUAUUACAAGCUUAACUACAAGAUGUUUUCAUUAUCGAGGAUUCCUCCUCAAGAACGUAUCGUAACAAAAUGAUUAUGUUUUAACUCAUAUCAUUUAUCAAGUAUCAGGACACAUACAAGUACAGCAAAAAAGUAGCGGUAGGUGGAGACGUAAUUCUUGAUGUGAUUUCUCAUGUUAUAACUUUAUAUUGUCCAUAACAUCAAGCCUCGCUAAGAAUAAAUAAAAGCAUAAUGUAUGUGUGGUUGCUUUAUUGCCUACUACCCAAAUCGCUCACUGUAUUUAUUUAAGUGUGUGCUGUGUAGAAUGAAGGAAGAAGUUUAGAGCACCAGAUUAAAAAGUGAUCAAUGCAUUAUUUCUGUUAGAAAAUCAUCUGCAAGCUUUAUUUUAACAGAAUUUUACAGUACUUUAAUUGACAUUAGAUCUUUGUGUCUAAGUAUGUGCUACUAGAAUGCCAAGUAAAGAAAUUGAUGUGUUAGUUUGAAGUGAAAUGGGCCACCUUCAUUGAGCUUUGGCCAUCUUGAAUUUAUACACAUAGACACUAUAUAAUUUUUCCAACAUUAAGUUGAACAUGCUAAUUGUAUGUUCCCUGUAUUCAAAAGUGGGAAAAAUACAUGUAUUCAAAAGCAGAAUGAAUAGUGUUAGGACAUGUUUGAAAUUGAAUGGAAAAGACAUUGAUGGUCAAAGGUCAUUAAAAGUGGCCAGUUCAACUUGAAGUGAAGUGGAAUGAUCUCUUCUUCAGCUUUGGAGUACAAGCUUGGUAACAAAUAUGAACAUUUAGAAGAUCCUGAUAAUUAAUUGUUAGCAACUAUUAUGCGCAGUGUAGAAACUAUGUUGCUACGUGUAUCUACACAAUCAGUAUUGCACAUUAUUUAUUCCCUGUAUUAAUUUUCAACAGAGUUAGGCACUAAUAUCUAAGCAUGUACAUGGACUAGCUUCCUUUUAUAUUUGUAUUAUGUGUACACUUCAAUUGUACCUUUGUGUCAUUUCAUUAGAGCAUCACUAAUCUGAGUACAGACAACACAGUAUUACAUGUAAAACUUGAAUUGCGAAUUCUGUGGAGACAAUACAGAAAAUAAUAUGCCACAUUAUGUAUGGAAAUGCCUUCUCCGUCUGCAUGUAUGUUUACCAAGGGCACGAGUGGACUGGGGGAUGGUAUUUUUCUGGUCUUUUAUGUGGCUAACUGCUGUUACCGUUCUGCUUUGUAUUACCGGUACAUGGAAUUUUGUUUCUUCCACUCUCUGGAAACAGUAUCCUAAUCUCCAAGCAGAUCAGACGGUAGCAUAAGAUAUUAU
Molecule: messenger RNA, 4764 nt
Organism: Branchiostoma floridae (Florida lancelet)
Lineage: Eukaryota; Metazoa; Chordata; Leptocardii; Amphioxiformes; Branchiostomatidae
Product: integrin beta-1-like
Biological process (GO): integrin-mediated signaling pathway; cell adhesion mediated by integrin; cell-matrix adhesion
Cellular component (GO): integrin complex; cell surface; focal adhesion
Molecular function (GO): integrin binding
Source: RefSeq, a predicted model, not a curated record